GCAGCAGCAGCAGCGGCGGCGGCGACCAGCGCGUCGGGCACCAGCACCAGCAUCACCAGCCCAUCUGCAAGAUCUGCUUCCAGGGCGCCGAGCAGGGCGAGCUGUUGAACCCCUGCCGAUGUGACGGGUCAGUUCGGUACACACAUCAGCUGUGCCUGCUAAAGUGGAUUAGCGAGAGAGGCUCCUGGACCUGUGAGUUGUGCUGUUACAGAUACCAUGUCAUAGCCAUUAAAAUGAAGCAGCCCUGCCAGUGGCAAAGCAUUUCUAUAACACUGGUUGAGAAAGUUCAGAUGAUUGCUGUAAUCCUAGGAUCCCUGUUCUUAAUAGCAAGCGUGACUUGGCUUCUCUGGUCCGCCUUCAGCCCCUAUGCAGUGUGGCAGAGAAAGGACAUCCUUUUUCAAAUCUGCUAUGGAAUGUAUGGUUUUAUGGAUCUAGUGUGCAUAGGUCUCAUUGUCCAUGAAGGAGCUGCAGUUUACAGAGUGUUUAAGCGCUGGCGAGCUGUUAACUUGCACUGGGAUGUCUUAAAUUAUGACAAAGCCACAGACAUUGAAGAAAGUAGCCGGGGGGAGUCUUCCACAAGUAGGACUUUAUGGUUGCCAUUGACGGCUCUGCGGAACAGAAACUUGAUCCACCCAACGCAGCUGACCUCCCCACGGUUUCAGUGUGGCUAUGUAUUAUUACAUCUGUUCAAUCGGAUGAGGCCUCAUGAAGAUUUGUCAGAAGAUAACAUCUCGGGUGAGGUCGUGAUGAGAGUGACCUCAGUGUAGCAAAAGUAGAGCGUGGACCACCUAGCACAUUUUGGAAUAUAAUUUCAUUGAAUGGUGAAACCAUACCACUUCUAAAAAAACACAUCUAUGAACUUUUU
Molecule: messenger RNA, 865 nt
Organism: Orycteropus afer afer
Lineage: Eukaryota; Metazoa; Chordata; Mammalia; Tubulidentata; Orycteropodidae
Gene: MARCHF11
Product: membrane associated ring-CH-type finger 11
Biological process (GO): protein ubiquitination
Molecular function (GO): zinc ion binding; ubiquitin-protein transferase activity
Source: RefSeq, a predicted model, not a curated record